CAAGAGCAACAAAGAAUGGAAGGAGAAUUGGGUGCUCAAAAUGAUUCUCGUAAAGAAGCUGAAAAACGUGUAAAGCUUGCUAUGUUAUUUAUGAAAUUUAGUGCAGAACAUAAAAUAUCAUUAACUCAAAAUGAUGUUUUGAGUGUUAUUGUAAAUCAAUAUGUCAGUAAAGAUGUGCAAUUUGACAGAGUACUUAAGCAUUUUGAAUCAAAUAAACAAUUUCAAGAAUUAGUUAGAGGGCAAGCGCUUGAGUAUAAAGUGACAGAUUAUAUAAUAGAAAAAGUUAGUAAAGAAGAGCAGAUUAUUUCUGUGAAAGAAUUAAAGGAAUUAUUUGAUAAUAUUUAGUAGGAAAAGGUAUGACUCUUAUACCAAUUGUAGUUGAACAAACUAGUCGCGGUGAGCGCGCUUAUGACAUAUAUUCAAGACUAGUGAAAGAAAGAAUAAUUUUUGUAACAGGUCCUAUUGAGGACAACAUGGCCAGUGUAAUAGUAGCACAGCUUUUAUUUUUAGAAUCGGAAAAUCCCGAUAAAGACAUUUGUAUGUACAUCAACUCACCAGGUGGUGUUGUAACUGCUGGUUUGUCGAUCUACGAUACAAUGCAAUAUAUAAACCCAGACGUUUCAACUUUAUGUAUAGGUCAAGCUGCGUCUAUGGGUUCUUUAUUGCUUGCAGCUGGUACAAAAGGUAAGCGCUACUCUCUACCUCAUUCAAGAAUUAUGAUACAUCAGCCAUCUGGUGGUUAUCAUGGUCAAGCAACUGAUAUAGAAAUACAUGCUAAUGAAAUUUUGCGGGUUAAGAAAAAACUAAAUCAAAUUUAUGAAAAACAUACUGGAAAUUCACUGAAGAAAAUUGAAGGAAUGAUGGAAAGAGAUAAAUUCAUGGAUCCUGAAGAAGCAAGGAAAAUUGGCUUAAUUGACAGGGUG
Molecule: messenger RNA, 923 nt
Organism: Drosophila ananassae
Lineage: Eukaryota; Metazoa; Arthropoda; Insecta; Diptera; Drosophilidae
Product: ATP-dependent Clp protease proteolytic subunit
Exons: 1
Biological process (GO): protein quality control for misfolded or incompletely synthesized proteins
Cellular component (GO): endopeptidase Clp complex
Molecular function (GO): ATP-dependent peptidase activity; serine-type endopeptidase activity; ATPase binding
Source: RefSeq, a predicted model, not a curated record